Messenger RNA from Prunus armeniaca (apricot), 333 nucleotides. NCBI's taxonomy places the organism in Eukaryota, Viridiplantae, Streptophyta, Magnoliopsida, Rosales, Rosaceae. The record is from the annotation of a GenBank genome assembly.
AUGCCUGGACUGGACAAAAGAUUGGUGGAGCAUAAAUGGCCGAUAAAAGAAGGUUACUUACCAGUCAAGCAGGCCAGAAGAAGAAUGUCCAUGGAGACAGAACUAAAAGCAUCUCCCAAAGAUGAGUACCCCAUGCCAAUGACAGACAUGUUGGUAGAUGGAGCCGCUCAUAACCAAAUGCUAUCAUUCAUGGAUGACAACGCAGGUUACAAUCAGAUAAUGGUGGCAGAAGAGGACAUCCACAAAACUGCUUUUAUGUGUCCAGGACAUAUAGGCGCUUUUGAAUAUGUUGUAAUGCCUUUUGGUUUGAGGAACGCAAGGGCUACCUAUUAA